This is a messenger RNA of Nematostella vectensis (starlet sea anemone), 4914 nucleotides long. RefSeq lists its product as uncharacterized. The record is from RefSeq and is a predicted model, not a curated record. Bases 112 to 1158 code for a protein of 348 amino acids. The transcript is spliced from 2 exons. NCBI's taxonomy places the organism in Eukaryota, Metazoa, Cnidaria, Anthozoa, Actiniaria, Edwardsiidae.
GGUAUUGAAGCCAUUUGGCUUGAGCUCUUAUUCCCCCGAUCUAGCCCGUGCUUUGUUUGUUUUAUUUACCGUCCUCCUUCUUCUACUGCAUACAUAGCUCUUUUGGACGAAAUGUUUUCACAUGCUAGCUCAGCAAUAAGCCAACAGGUUGUGGUGCUCGGUGAUCUUAAUUUUGAUCUCCUCGAAAGGCCUCUUCCUGCGCCAAUCAAGCAGUAUUUAUCCAUCUUUGAUUCGCUUGGUUAUCAACAGCUUAUAACCAAAUCAACCAGACCGAUUUCCAACUCCUUGUGGUCCAGCCACAUUUUUGUUUCGAGCUCUGAUUUUGUUAUCGAGUCAGACACUGUUUCUAAUACUGCGAAUGAUCACCUCCCUAUUUUUGUCGCUUGGAAACUCAGAGCAGGUUAUUCUAGGCCGACUGGUCAUAAGGUUUUACGUUUUCGAUCUCGUAAAAACUUCUGUACUGAAUCAUUUAUGCAUGACUUGUCACUUGUUCCUUGGAGCACACUUGAUAUAUACGAUGAUGUAAAUGAUGCUCUUGAUCAAUGGUAUAAAUUAUUUAAUGACAUUCUUACUGUGCACGCGCCUAUUAAAGAACAUCGCAUAAAGCGCCCUCUUAAACUUGAUUGGUUCAAUGCUGAAAUAAGUGCUGCAAUUAAAGCGCGCAACUGCCUCCACCGCAUUGCUACUUCGCUGAAAACUGACACCUCCUGGAGUGAAUAUCGCCGCGCGCGAAAUCAUGUUCACUUAAUAAGAAAAGCUAAAAAGACCUUCUAUAAUGACGCAAUUAAGAACAACCUUGAAAAUCCCAAAAAUCUUUGGAAAAUAAUACGUAAAAUCUCUCCAUCAAAACAUGUCAAUCUCCCUAAUCGCUUAACUGUUAAUGACACUUUAUACGAAGACACUUUUGAUAUAGCUAAUUCUUUCAAUAAACAUUUUUCCAAUAUAUCUUCUCAAGUUUCUAUUGAUGCUGUCCCUGAAUUUCCGGACUGGUCUGUCCUAACUAAUUUUAUUAAUUCUAAACAUCAACCUGGUUCCUACUUUUCAAUUCCUCCGAUUUCAGAAGACUUUGUCCUUAAUAGCCUCUCUCGUUUAGACAUUGGUAAGGCUGCCGGGUUGGACGAGUUGAACGGUUUUUUUUAUCAGAUCAGCAGCUCCUAAAAUUUUCCUUUCCUUGACUAAAAUCCUAAACCUGAGUAUUUCCUCUUGUGUUUUUCCUGAUCCUUGGAAAAGUGCGAAAGUGUCACCACUUUUUAAGGAUGGGUCUCUUUUUGACCGUACGAAUUUUCGUCCCAUCUCCGUACUUUGUAUCCUAUCUAAAGUUCUCGAGCGCCACACCCAUACUAGUUUUUAUUAUUUUCUUACUUCACAAGACCUUCUGACAGAUUUUCAAUUUGGUUUCCGGUGGUUCCGUUCAUGCGAACUGGCCACUAUAAAUCUCUCUGAUUCCAUUCUAAAGAAUAUGGAUAGUGGACUUCUAAGUGGUAUGCUCCUGAUUGACCUGAAGAAGGCUUUUGAUUUGGUUGAUCACAACACCCUCCUAUUGAAGCUUGGUUUGUAUGGGUGCGAUGAACUAACACUCAAAUGGUUUAAGUCUUACCUUUCUGGACACACUCAGAAAACGUGCUUCAAAGGAGUUUUAUCGAAUGCACUACCCAUUAAUGUGGGAGUUCCACAAGGCAGUAUUCUCGGUCCUUUGUUUUUCCUUCUAUUCAUCAAUGACUUGCCCCUUUUUCUCUCCUCUGACCUUGUUACCGAUACUACAAUGUUUGCAGACGAUACCACAUUUGUGAUUUCCGGCCCCAGUGUGCCUGAUGUUGAACUUAAACUAAAUAAACUGGCAAUCGAUGUACAUAAAUGGGCUACACUAAAUCGUAUGGUACUCAACACCAAGAAAACUAAAUCAAUGUUAAUUGGUUCCCACCAAAAAAUAUCAAAUCUGGCUGAAUCCUCUCUUUCAGUAACCUUAAACAGUUGUCCAAUUGAGCAAGUAAACAGUGCGCGGGUUCUUGGAGUGGUGUUUGAUAACCACCUCACCUGGGAACCUCAUGUCGAGCACUUAUGCAAAAAGAUUAAUAGCCGCAUAUCCCUACUACGCCGUAUUGCUCCCUUCCUGACGCCAGCUGGUGCAAUACAUUACUACAAUGCCUGUAUUCAUAGUCAGUUCCUCUACUGUGCUAGCGUUUGGGGCAACUGCUCACAAACCCUCCAGCUUUAACUUCUACGCUCUCAGAAGCGCGCUGCGCGCACUAUUUUGUCUGAAGAUUUUUCCGUCCCGUCUGUUUCGCUCUUUUCUCGUCUAAACUGGCUCCCCAUUUGGGAUUUGAUAAAGCAAAGGAAAUUAUUGACUCUUUUUUCAAUCCUGAUUAAUCCGGAUUCCCCUCUUUGUUUGCGUUCAAAGUUUUCUUUUGUUUCGCAUGAACGGAGAACGAGAUCGUCGACUUCACACAAUCUCGUGCUCCCCCAGCCCAGGACUGAUGCUGGCAAACGCACCUUUUCCUUUUCUGCAGUUUCUCUUUUUAACCUUCUACCCCCCAGCCUUAAACAACUUGCUGUCUCCCGUAUUUUAAAUCUCAAUCAACUACAAAACGUUACAAGUCUUGCUAAGAAAAAAGUCUGUGAUAUUUUCCACUCUCACCUUAACUCAGUAUCUCACUUAAAACAACUUUUUUGCCAUACAUGCCGUUUUUAUAUAGACUGCCGCUGUUACUUAUCCUAAAACCGGUUAUCCAUUCUCAUGUUAAUUGUUAUUGCAUGUUAAUUAAUGUUUGUCUGUUUGUACUUGUUUCUAUGUUGACGUCUACCUGUUUUUGUAGUUAGUUUUUAGUUGCUUUAUCAAGAUGUAGUAUUAGUGAUGUCUUGUAUAGUUUAAUUUCCAAGUUUCCCCUUUGUAUUUCCGUAAAUGUCUAACAUAGUUUUUUAUUAUUAUCAUAGGUACUUAGAUAUAGGGAGGGCCAUAUAUUAUAAAACUGUAAAAGGUUAAUAUGAAACCCUCCUUAAAUAAAGUUUAUUGUAUUGUAUUGUAUUGUAUUGUACUGUAUUGUAUUGUAUUGUAUUGUAAUAAACCUCUACCAGACUAGCGGUUUGUAGGGACUAAGGCGUAGGAGUUCUUCCUCAAUAUGUGCCAUAUAAAUGGCAGAGAAAGCUACGGCCAUUUUAGUACCCAUCUCGAUGCCGUGCGUUUGUAGGUAGUGCUUGUCAUUGAACUUGAAAGAGUUUUCGUUCAGUAUAAGCCCCAUAAGUUCCCUCAGAGAUUCUGUGGGGACGGGUAGCGCGGGGUUAUAGUGUUGUUCGUAUUGUUGACAGACUACUUCCAUACUUUCACCUUGGGGGAUGUUGUUAUAGAGAGCACAAACAUCGAACGAUGUUAAAAACGUCAGGGAUGACUGUUGACUCGAUAAAGUUGAUAAAGUGCGUUGUGUCCUUGAGAUAAGACUUUUGUUUUUGCGCUAUAGGUUGUAGAAGUGAAUCUACAAAGAUAUAUACGAUAUACGCUCUGUGGGGCCCCGCUCCCUGAAACGAUUGGUCAGCCUAUCGGAACUUUCUUGUGAAUUUUAGUGAGUGUAAAAUUCGGGUAUCCGGAUAGGUUUUUGACGGUCGUUGAGCCACUUGUAAGUCAUUUUGUCGAUAAAACCGCCUGUUCUCAGUGAAUCAACGAUUCUUUGAGCUUUUUUUUAGCAGUUUCUUCCAAAAUGAUUUAGAAAGCGGUUGAUAAAACUUCUCAUCUAGAAAGUUGUUCGGUGCCUUCUUUGAUUUUUCUAGAAGUGUCGCAAAUGACUGUAGUGGUUCCUUUGUCAGCUUUCUUUAUGAUAUUUUUGAGAUCAUUUAGGGCUUGCCUUUCGCCUGUAGUGAUAUUAUCACUUUGCGCUUCGAAAAAUAAAUAAGCUAAUUCCGAUUUAGUUAGUUCUAAAUAUGUCUCAAGAGCCACGGAGGGCUGUGGUGGCGGUUGCCUUAGAGACUUAACAAAGAACUGGUGUGGCUCGGAUUUGAAAUCAGCGUAUUUGUAUUGAAGUCGCAUUGUGCGGGCGAAGACUUUAAAGUCUUUGAGCAAGCUUUUGUUAGAAGCUGGUAUAGGAGGGGUAGGGAUAAAUUUUAACCCUUUUGCUAGUAGACGUGAUUCAUGAGGUGACAAAACCUUUGAUGACAUAUUAUUUAUAUGUCGAGUAUGGUGGAAUUUGUCGUUCUUUAAUAAUUUGCGUCUACAGGAGCGUUUGCUCGACCUGUAGGUUUAGCGCUUUUUGGUGCGUGCUAGGUGUUUUGAGUCAUUUAGAACACAUUUGUACAGCUAAUUUCUUGUUUUAUUUGAUUACUCAAAAUUAUUACAAGAUGAUUUGAGGCUGCUUAGAAGUGUCUGAAGCUCGUUAAACUUUUCCUGCACGGUGGCUAGGUCUGGCAUUUUCUGCUGUGGUCUGUGAGGUCGUUUGGUCGAUCUUUUCGAGGCAGCAGAGAUUCUCUUGUGUAGGUCUAGGUCUGUGGAGGGAACUUUGGCUUCGAGGGAGCGCAAGGUGGCAUCGUCCUCAGCAAUGUUUUUCUCCUGUUGGUUGACCAUAAGGUUGAGAAUUUCCUGUUCUGCUUCGCGGCAGAUCUCAGUCAUCGCGGCCUGGAAGGCUCUGUCUUGCCUGAUGUGGGGCCUUGGUCUGUACUGAAGGCCGCUCGGACAGGUAGACUUUGCGAUGCACUCGCGGAGUUUAGUAGCUGACUGGGAGGUUUUGGCCUUGCACGUAUUCUUACUUUUCUCGCAAAAGUAGAUUGCAUGCAGCUAAAACAAAAAAAAAAAAAAUCCCGAAACCAAACAAAAAAAAAUAAACUGGCUUAUGACAGCCAAGCGUUCAUAGCGACGUCGCUUUUUUAUCCUUCGAUGUCGGCUUUUCCUAUCAUUGCGAAACAGAAUUCGCCAAGUGUUGGAUUGUUCACCCA